Molecule: messenger RNA, 3984 nt
Organism: Cannabis sativa
Lineage: Eukaryota; Viridiplantae; Streptophyta; Magnoliopsida; Rosales; Cannabaceae
Product: auxin response factor 2B
Exons: 15
Coding region: 786-3275 (829 amino acids)
Biological process (GO): response to hormone; regulation of DNA-templated transcription
Cellular component (GO): nucleus
Molecular function (GO): DNA binding; protein binding
Source: RefSeq, a predicted model, not a curated record
AAAACCAUUUCCCAAUAAAAACACAACAACUUUUCCACUCACGACGACCCCUUAACGCCCGUCACGCUCUCCACCCUUAUCACCUAUCCAAUCUCGAAACGUCACCCUAAUCAAACGGCAAGAUCUUAACGCCGUUUGUACCUUUUUUUUUCUUUUAUCUUAUUUCCUGUCUCCAAGCCGCCUUUUAUUAAUUAUUUUAUUAGUAAUAACAAUAUAUUUUUCUGAUUAAAUAUUAAUAACAAUAUUUAACACAGUGGUCGUCGUUCAGAUCGUGUCGCUUUUUUGGGCUUAGUGAUUAAGGUUUACCGGUUCUACCCGGUAAUCUGCUUUAGCAGAAAGUAAGGUCCACCGGUUACUUCCGGUUGCGUGAGAGCUUGGAGGGUUAGAAAUUGACCGCGGUUGAAAUCAUUGCACGCUGUUUUGACCACUCUGGUUAAGUCUCUUGUUUCAGACGCGAAUAAGAGAGAGAGAAAAAUAAGUCUUUGUUUGGUGUUCUUCCUCUGGUUCUUGGCUCACGCAGUGUUUUAGCUGAAGAAGACAUAGUUUGAGAGAGAAGGUGCGGGUAAACGGUCUGAAUCAUUUGGGUUUUUGCUGAUUUUCAGACUAAUUAGGAAUUUGAUUUAGGUUACAGAGAAAGUUAAGGGAUUUGAGCUGCGUAUGGUUGAGCUGGAGUGGUUUAUUUCUGGAUUUUUAGGUGUUUUGUUGAGGGUUAGAGACUAGGGUUUGUAGUAAGAAGUGAGAAAUCUCUUUCUUCUCUUGUGGAGAAGGAUUCCUAUGAGAGAUCUAUGUUGAGUUCACAAGAAAUGGCGUUGUCAGAGGCAUCCGUUAAAGGGAAUUCUGGCAACCCCAUGGGAGAGAGCUUCUCUUCCAGUUUUACAGACCACAACGACGCAAGGAAGGCUGCUGAGGCGCGCAAAGAUGCUGAGGCUGCGCUGUAUGAGGAACUUUGGCACGCUUGUGCUGGGCCUCUCGUUACAGUUCCCCGGAAAGGUGAGCGCGUCUUCUAUUUUCCUCAGGGACACAUCGAGCAGGUGGAAGCAUCGACUAAUCAGGUGGCUGACCAACAGAUGCCAGUGUAUAAUCUUCCUCCCAGGAUCCUUUGUCGGGUGAUGAAUGUGGAGUUGAAGGCUGAGGCCGACACUGACGAGGUUUUUGCUCAAAUCACUCUGAUGCCUGAUCCAAACCAAAAUGAUAAUGCAUUCGAGAAGGAAACUCCUCCUCCCCCGCCUCCACGGUUUCAAGUACAUUCAUUUUGUAAGACACUUACUGCUUCCGAUACAAGCACUCAUGGUGGAUUUUCAGUCCUAAGGCGGCAUGCUGACGAGUGUCUUCCCCCUUUGGACAUGUCUAGGCAGCCUCCAACUCAGGAACUGGUUGCCAAGGAUUUGCACGGCAACGAGUGGAGAUUUCGCCACAUCUUUAGAGGUCAACCUCGGAGGCACUUGCUUCAAAGUGGCUGGAGUGUGUUUGUUAGCUCAAAGAGGCUUGUUGCAGGGGAUGCCUUUAUAUUUCUCAGGGGUGAGAAUGGGGAGCUUCGUGUAGGUGUUAGACGGGCGAUGAGGAAGCAGGAAAAUGUCCCUUCAUCUGUUAUUUCAAGUCACAGCAUGCAUCUUGGAGUACUUGCAACUGCAUGGCAUGCCAUUUCAACAGGAACAAUGUUCACUGUCUACUACAAGCCAAGGACAAGCCCAGCUGAGUUUAUUGUUCCAUGCGAUCAGUAUUUGGAGGCUACCAAGAACAACUACUCUAUAGGGAUGAGAUUCAAAAUGAAAUUUGAAGGUGAAGAAGCACCAGAACAGAGGUUUACAGGCACAAUAAUUGGGAUUGAAGAAUUUGAUCCCAACAGAUGGAAAGAUUCUAAAUGGAGAUGCCUGAAGGUGAGAUGGGAUGAAACCUCAGCAAUACCACGUCCUGAGAGAGUUUCACCUUGGAAAAUAGAGCCUGCUCUUGCUCCUCCGGCGCUAAAUCCUCUACCAGUUCCAAGGUCAAAGAGACCUCGAUCUAACAUUGUGCCGUUGUCUCCUGACUCGUCUGUUCUCACUAGAGAAGGUUCAUCGAAAGUGACUGUAGACCCUUCACUGCCAAGUGGAUUUUCUAGGGUCUUGCAAGGUCAAGAAUUAUCGACCUUGAGAGGAAAUUUUGUGGAGAGCAAUGAUUCUGAUACUGCAGAAAAGUCUGUUGUUUGGCAACCUUCCCUUGAUGAUGAGAAAGUUGAUGUAGUCUCUGCUUCAAGAAGAUAUGUGCCCGAAAACAGGGCUUCAUCUGGGAAGCAUGAACCUACUUACACAGAUUUGCUAUCUGGCUUCGGUACAACUGUUGAUUCUACCCGUGGUUUCUGUUCCUUUACGGAGCAUUCUGUUGCAACUGCUAAUUCAAUGAGAAAGCAUUCUUUAGAUCAGGAAGGCAGGUUGAACUUGCAUAGUAGCCCCAGGUCCAUGGUGCCUUCGUCUCUGUCACUUAGCUUGGACACUAAUAUGAAGGGUUCUGUUCAAGGGGCUAUAUCAUACCAAGGGCAGGGGAAUGUUAGAUAUGGGGGGUUUGAUGACUAUACCACUUUGAGUGGUCAUAGAGUUGAGCACGCACAUGGAAACUGGUUUAUGCCUCCACCAUCCUCUCCUCACUUUGAGAAUACUGUUCAUUCAAGAGAGCUGACCUCAAAACCUAUAUCUGAGCAGAAGUUUGAGGUUGCAAAACCUAAAGAUGGGAACUGCAAGAUCUUUGGGUACUCUCUAAUUGCACCAGAGCCUGCAGUAUCACAUAAAAGUUCAGUUGCAAAGACAAUGGGCACAAAAAUUGCGGAUAAUCCAAUCGUCAGUAGUGACCCGGAAAAACCCAUGCAAACUACUCAGCAACAAUCUAGAGAACAUCAAGGAAAAACACAGAAUAGUUCAACUAGGAGCUGCACCAAGGUUCACAAGCAGGGGAUUGCACUGGGAAGAUCUGUAGAUCUUACCAAGUUUAACAAUUACAAGGAGCUGAUAGCUGAGUUGGACGAGUUGUUUGAAUUUGGUGGUGAACUAAUGGCUCCAAAAAAGAAUUGGUUGAUUGUGUACACUGAUGACGAGAAUGAUAUGAUGCUUGUUGGUGAUGAUCCCUGGCAGGAAUUUUGUGGCAUGGUUAAAAAGAUUUUUAUCUAUACUAGAGAAGAGGUUCAAAAGAUGAGCCCAGGGACCCUAAAUGCGCAUGGGGAUGGAAAUCCUUCGGUUGCUGAGGUUAUGGAUGCCAAAGAGAAGUCUCAAACACUUCCUUUAUCAUCUGUUCCCGAGAACUGUUAGCUCUUAUAUAAAGGGUGAUGGUAUUAGGGACCAAUGUCUAGAGCCAUUCUUGUUUGAAUGUGUGGACUAAACAAGAUUGAUGUGAGGCUCUUUUGGAAUACAAAUUCUCGUCUAAUAUAAAGUCAAAAAUGGAUGGCGCAAGUGACAAAAUAUAUAUAAAUAUGAAGAAUAUAUAUAUAUCACUAUUGACAUGUCUGGAGUUGGUAUUUUGGAGUGUCCUGUUUCAUACGUAAUUAUAUAUACGGUUGGAGCAAGGUGUUGUGGUCCACCUUGCAUUGUCGAAACAAUUCUACGGUGUACAUAGCUGUUUUUCCCUCCUUUCUUACCCGACCUCUAAAUAUGUUGUAUGUAAGUAAAGCAAGUUCAUACACUCUUCCAAGUGUUUGUCAAUUUUGGAGGGUUAGGAAAUGCCAUUAUAUCUUUUAGUUGACUCUAGGGGUUAGUGGUUUUCACUGUCAUGAUGGUAUGUAUGGUGUUGGCGGUGUAAUAUUGCGAGUUUUACAGAAGUAGAAAGAUUAAAAAAAAAAAGGACAAAAAAAAAAAAAAAAAAAAGAGAGGGCACACUUUAAAUAGAUGUUAGAUUUAUAUAUAUAAAUAUAUAUAUGCAGUAGCCUUUUGAUAUUAUUUCAACUUUUCUCCUGUCUCUUUUUGUUCUAUGACUUUUGAAAUUUCUAUUGGUUGAAAUAUAUUUCUUGUGAUUGCCCAAAAA